AUGUAUGCAGCUCUUGCUCUCUUGCAACCACAUCAGCGACCUUUGACACGGUAUCUUCCAAUCAGAAGUGAGAGUUUGAAUCUUCGACACCAUAUAGAGUCAGCUGGUCACCAGAUAGAGCUGUGUCCACACGUGAGUUUAGACUCCACAUCAUGUCGAGGAUAUCUGCACAAGAUGGGCUCGAAGUUUCACCACUGGAACAAACGGUUGUUUGUGUUUGACAGAAUACGAAGAACCCUGACAUACUACAGUGACCGAGGUGAGAAUAAACCUCGUGGUGGAGCAUAUUUCCAGUCCACUGAAGACGUGUAUGUGGACCACUUGAACUCUGUGAUGUCCAAUCCUCAGUUAACAUUUGUAGUGAAGCCAAAUGAGAGGGCAUACCAUCUGAUGGCCCCAAGUGCAGAAGCCAUGCGAAUCUGGGUGGAUGUAAUUUUUACUGGUGCUGAAGGAUAUCAGGAAUUUGAACAUGGUUCAUAGACUUGGUGAAACUGGAGUUUGGAAUUUCGAAAUUCACAAGCACUGGAUUAAAUGGUUAAUUGUGGCCAGCAGUCAGCCUUUUCAGUGAAGAAUAAAUCAAGAUCAUGUCGUUGAGGUUUGAGAUGAUUAUUAUGCAAUGACAGUGUAUGCAAGUUAUGCAGAUAUUUUGAGAGUUAUAAUCCUGAGCAUUCGGAAUAAAGUUCAAAAUUUAACUUCAUCCCCAUGCUAUUGAAUGUAAAGUGUUCUGGUCAAGUCAUAUGUGACCUGACUUUUUCGUCCAUUUUCUUCUGAACAGGAUCUUUGGUAAUGAAAGUGAUGUGGCAAGAGAUGAAUGUUAUUUGCUUUUGGACCAGUAAAUUUGAUCUGCUAAUGCUCAAAGUGUAAUUGACCAUCAUGAUACCAAUUGGCGAUUGGAAAUAUGAAUAAAAUAAUUUAUGUGGAAUGAUGGAGUGCCAUACAAACAUAUACUUUUUUAUAAGUCACAUACGUGGUUUUGUAUUGGUUUAUAUAAAUUCGAUUACUAUUAAAACAGAAAUUAUAUUUCCAAAAAUAUGAUAAGUGAUGUAGUUAGGAAGAAGGCUUCCAAUUGAUAUGAUAUUUUUCAUUCAUUAGAAACAAUCAAAACUAAAAAUAUUUCAGAAAGGUUAUGGAAUUUUGAGAGAGAAACGUUUAUCAUCACAUUGAUGUUUUUAUUGGAGCUUGAGAAUGGUAAUCUAAUGCUGUUACAGCACACAGAAUCUCUCCAUUUAUGUUAUGUGGCUCACUUUGAUUGUUAUAUCUGUAAAAUGAAUGCAGUGAUAGAUUGGAAGCAAUCUGCAAAAUGUCUUAUAAACCUCAUCUUUAGGGUUGUAUGAGAAAAACUGCAGUCAUAUUUUGUUUGUUGCAUUGUCAUGCAGAUGUCCAUUAUUAUUUUAGGAGGAGAGGUUUAUGUACAUUCUGAAUGAAUAUAAGAUGAAAACAGUAAGGAUACUUACUCUAACAUGACUAGAGGUAUUGAAAUAUUUAGAAUGGUAUUUUUGAGCAACCUGUAAAAUGAAAUUAUGUCACAUUUGUGGUCCGGCAGAUUUGGUAAGUUAUAUUGUGUGUGAUGUUUUGUACAUUAAUUUCUGAGCACAGUAAUCUCAUCAGCCUUUUUCUUCUCUGCUGCCAUAAGCUUUCCACCACCAAGUUUAUGAAUUUACCACCAUAUUGUAAUUGCAUGAAGAGUGUCUUUGCUCUUUACAUUCUCUCACAUCUCCUCUAACAGUUCAUGUAUAGGGACUACAAAUAACAGGAGUUCUGUAUUUUCCUGUGUUCCAGUGAUUUUUUUUUCUUUUGUAAUUUUUGGUCACAUUAAUCUGGAGCUGUUUUUUUUUCUUCUUCCCCCCCCCCCAAACCUUUGGGGCAAAUUGACUGGUAGAGGUGAGCUUAGAAACAAAAAAUGAUGAGGUAUGGUUAAGUCGGUCCAGUAAAAGAAAACACUGAAUCUCUUUUCUGGUCAGAAUAUAUUUCUUCCAUUACAGUACCCUUCGAAGGCAUGUAAUGUAAUCAUGAGUUGCCAAACUUCCUGAUUUUAGUGAGUUCCCAAUGUGCAUUUGAAUGAGAUGUAAUCCAUUUUUGGUGGUGUUGCAACUUUAACUUUUGUUAUAAAGUUUUUUUCUUUCUUUCACAUAGUGUAACAAAAUUACCAGACUGGAGUUUAGUCAGAAUCCUUUCAUAAAAUGUAAGUCGUUAUGGAUAUAUGGAUUUCCAGAAUUGUUGUGUGUCACUUUAUUAAGCAUGUGGUAUGACCUAUUACCAUGAUUUCUUAUUAUUUCCAACAGUAGUAUGUUUUCCUUGCAUAGGCCUAUCAAGAAAAAUAAUGUAUAAUAAUUAAUUUUUACAAUCAUUGUCUGCAGAUUCUGUGACAGGUGUUUUAAGAGGAAGGAUUUUUACAUUUAUGUGCUCAAGAACCUCUUCAUUGCCCUUGUAUGGAUGACAGAGUUUACAGAAAUAGUCUAUACACUAAUUAAUGGUAUUGAUGAUGAAAUAUAUUAACAAAAUAUUAAAUCAG
Molecule: messenger RNA, 2512 nt
Organism: Cryptotermes secundus
Lineage: Eukaryota; Metazoa; Arthropoda; Insecta; Blattodea; Kalotermitidae
Product: pleckstrin homology-like domain family B member 1
Source: RefSeq, a predicted model, not a curated record